UCGUAUUGAUUUGCAACUUUUUUAAAAGAAGAAGAAAUUCUAACAAAUUUUCUUGGUUUGUUUAUCAACUAAAAUGAACUAGAUUAUAUAUCUAUAAAUACCGCUCAAUUCCUUCUUGUAAAUUCCCACAUUUCUUCAAUUACAUCUUUGCAACUUGCAAAUGAAAUGAGCAUUGACGAUUCCGUCUUAGCAAAUAUUAAGACUCAGAACGAGUCCGAUGAUGAUGGUGAAACAUUUAUAGAAGUUCUAGGCCGAUUUAAUGAACAUGAAACAAGUUUAAAUUAUGACCCUUUAUAUGAAGGAGACGAUGAAGUCGAAAGAAAAAAGUUUAAAUGGCAAUGUGACGAAACACAAUUUAUUAAGCCCUAUAAAGCCGAGAAAGACGAUAUCGUAGGCCCAAGUAAGAAAAAAAUUGCAAAAUCAGAAUUGAGAUCAUUAAAUGGACAAGUAUGGAGUAAGAUUGCGCCAAUGGCAACAAUAGCUGAUGACUUGCCAGAAUGUUUUCCGACUGGGAAAGGACCGGCCAAAAGUGCUGCAAAUCUUCUCGAAGUUUGGCAUCUCCUCUUCGACGUUCCUAUGCUAAGUCAAAUGGUAAAAAGCACAAACGAGGAAAUAAAAUCCACCAAACGAAAGGAGCAGUACCAGAAACGUUUAACUGAUAUGACAGAAAUGCGAGCAUGGUUAGGACUGAACUACUUGUGUGGCGUCCUUAGAAAUACAUUAUGUCCUGGCCCCAUUGAAGAACUGUGGACACUAGAGCUUGGAAAUGCGAUUUUCAGGGCAACCAUGACAUACAAGCGUUUUGAAUACCUCAGCAAAUGUUUACGCUGUGUAGACCGCCCUGAAGAUUUGACUCACCCGCUCGAUGCAAUUGGCGAUAUGUGGGAGAAAUUGGUCAUCAAUUGCCGAUCGUACUACGCACCUAGCGAUUUUUGCAUGAUCGAUGAACAUAUUCUAGAUCUAACUAAAGACCCUCAAAGUCCCUUCGACCAUCACAUCCCUCCUCAAACCAACAGGAAAGGACUUCGCUUCAUUACAAUGUGCGAUGCUAAGACAUUAUAUAUUUCCAACGCCAUUGUAGCAAUCAAUAGCGAUCCUUUAGAUGAGGAAGUUUAUCAACUAAUUAGCGAUAUUAAAGGCUCAAGAAGAUGCUUGUGCCUACGCGAACGUUUCAGCUCUCUGGAGUUAAUGCAGAAACUAAAACAAAAUCAGCUUCAAGUUGUUGCUUCCAUGGACAAAACUGCAGAAGAUAUUCCUUCCGAGUUAUGCAACGAUCCCUCUGACGAAGAGACUUGGUAUUCAAAACACGAUGAUACUUUAGUAUGUGGUUUGGAUAAAAGUAUAACACAGACCGGAUGUCUCGUGACAAAUGGACUUUCGGCACGCAUUGAUGGAAAAAAGUUGUACCAAGUAGUAAAAGAUUCCAACACAAAAGCCUACGAACAAAUGAAGCGCUAUUCAACAAGAUAUGUCCAAGCAAAAAACAUGUAUUCAUGGCCAAUGGAAUUUUUUUACUUCAUGCUAGAUCUCACAGCCUUUAAUGCAUGGAUCCUGUAUCGCCUAUCGCAAAACGGCGAUCCAGAAAUUGAACAUAGGGAUUUUCUAAGACAAUUGGGACUAUACUUGACUCAACAGCAGUUAAAACAACGCAUACAUAUGAACUUAAAAAUGCCGCUCCCGUUAAAGUUACAAAUUACCGAAAUCCUCGGAGAAAACGUGCAAGCUGUCCUGGCCAGUGCCUCUAGGGCUACUGACGCAACAAACAAAGUUGGUUCGAUACCACCUGAGAAAGCAAUGAUUCCUGAGGGAAUUGUACUACAGUCGAGAGAAAAUGAUAAUAGAAGGAGAUGUCGAGGUUGCAAGUCUCGCAAUGGUUCCAAAAUAAAGACUAGAUGUCAGCAGUGCCUCGUACCCUAUUGUAUGCGUCACUUAAUAUCGAGGUGUGAAAAAUGUUCCGGGUACGAACUGCAGCAUUCUGAUCUCGACACAAGUAAAGUCGAAGAAUCACUUACCGCCGACUUUGACGCCUCCCAAGAUUAAAUACAAUAUAUAUUUUCUUAAUGUUUAAAACAAAAAUCAAUAUAAAUAAAUUUACUAACACCACGCUUUAUGUUCAUUGAAA
Molecule: messenger RNA, 2122 nt
Organism: Musca domestica (house fly)
Lineage: Eukaryota; Metazoa; Arthropoda; Insecta; Diptera; Muscidae
Exons: 3
Coding region: 166-2040 (624 amino acids)
Source: RefSeq, a predicted model, not a curated record